CGGCGCGGGCCGGAGAGACCAGGCACAUGCCGCCAUGCAGCACUACGGGGUGAACGGCUACUCGCUGCACGCCAUGAACUCGCUCAGCGCCAUGUACAACCUGCACCAGCAGGCGGCCCAGCAGGCCCAGCACGCGCCUGACUACCGGCCAUCGGUGCACGCGCUGACGCUGGCCGAGCGCCUGGCUGACAUCAUCUUGGAGGCCCGCUAUGGCUCCCAGCACCGCAAACAGCGUCGCAGCCGCACAGCGUUCACAGCUCAGCAGCUUGAGGCCCUGGAAAAGACCUUCCAGAAGACUCACUACCCAGAUGUGGUGAUGCGUGAGAGGCUGGCCAUGUGCACCAACCUGCCUGAGGCCCGGGUGCAGGUGUGGUUCAAGAACCGCAGAGCCAAGUUCCGGAAGAAGCAGCGCAGCCUGCAGAAAGAGCAGCUCCAGAAGCAAAAGGAGGCUGAGGGCUCCCAUGGGGAAGGCAAGACUGAGGCCCCAACCACAGACACCCAGCUGGAGACUGACCAGCCCCCCAGCCUGCCUAGUGGUGAUCCCCCUGCUGAGCUCCACCUGAGCUUGUCUGAGCAGUCGGCCAGUGAGUCAGCCCCCGAAGACCAGCCUGACCGGGAGGAAGACCCCCGGGCAGGGACCGAGGAUCCCAAAACUGAGAAGAGCCCUGGGGCUGAGAGCAAGGGGCUGGGCUGCAAGAGGGGCAGCCCCAAGGCAGAUUCCCCGGGCAGCCUGGCCUUGGCUCCUGCAGCGCCUGGGGGUGGCCUCCUGGGCCCCUCCCACUCCUACUCCUCAUCCCCGCUGAGCCUCUUCCGUCUGCAGGAGCAAUUCCGCCAGCACAUGGCCGCCACCAACAACCUGGUGCACUACUCAUCCUUCGAAGUGGGGGGCCCAGCCCCCGCUGCUGCUGCCGCGGCUGCGGCCGCUGUGCCCUACCUGGGUGUCAACAUGGCCCCCCUGGGCUCGCUGCACUGCCAGUCCUACUACCAGUCCCUGUCAGCGGCCGCCGCUGCCCACCAGGGCGUAUGGGGGUCCCCACUGCUGCCCGCGCCCCCUGGAGGCCUGGCCCCGGCCUCGGCUGCCCUGAACAGUAAAACCACAAGCAUCGAGAACCUGCGGCUUCGGGCCAAGCAGCAUGCGGCCUCCCUGGGACUUGAUACUCUGCCCAACUGACUGCUGGCCUCCCCCUCAGCCAGGGCUCUUGGGUGCCCCCAGCCCAGCCCCAGGAUUAUCCCAACACAGCUCUCAAGGAGUUCACUUGGAGUCCUGCUUCCUGUCCCCGUCCCCCAGAGCUCCAGCCCUAGGUGAAGCCCACACCUAUCGCCCUCUGCAUGGCCCUGCUUGGACCCCACGGAGGCUGAAUGGGGAGGAGGUGAGAGGCUGCUGCCCCCAGCUUUCCACGGGGGAGUGAGAGGCUGGUAGUAGGACUGGCUAGAUCGCUGGCGAGAUCCCCACUUCAUUGUCGCCUCCUCCCUUCCCUCCGUCCCUCCCUCCCCUUCUGUCCCGAGUAAGUUGGUGUGUGGAAUGUGAGAUAUAAAUAUAAAUAUAUAAAGCUAUAUUUUCAGGCACCUGCCUGCCCCAGGCCCCCUGCUCCCCUCCGAUCUUUUCUCCACUGCCGUGCUCCCCCGCCCCCCGCCCUGCCUCCCCUCCGCAUCUCACUCUGGCCUUCCCAUCUCUCCCUCUCCCUCUCCGCUUUCCUUCUUCCCUGAGCUCCCUUUCCCUGCCUCUGUCCAGUUUCUGCCCCACCAUCUCUCUCUGGAUCACCCCUCCACAUCUCUUCUCCCUGCCCCUGCUCUUUUUCUUUUUUGCUGGCUGAGUUGGUGUUGUCAAUUCCCAAGCUAUGUUUGUUUUAGCUUUAGUUUUAGUAAUUUUGCUUCUUCCUGUUCCUCCCCUUUUGCUUCUUCCUUGCCUGCCUAUCUCCUCCCCGCCAGCACCCUCCUGAGGCCCUGUUCCUGUCCAUCCCCAAUAGAGGUGAUAAGACCCUCACUAAAGAUCCCGUAGCUACUGGAGCUGCAGGCAGGAGGGGGCCCUAGCUCCCACACCUCCCCCCGCACCCCACCCCCGGGCCUGGAGUCUGGAAGGGCAUGUUCUCUUCUCUCUCUUUUCUAGCUUUGAAGCCCCUGUUCCCCAGAUUGAGAAGGGAGCAGAGGCAGGAGUCAGACUGGGGCGGGCAAUAGAAUGGUAGCAUCCAGGCCUGACCACAGGGCUGAGGCCUGCUGCCAGGGUCCAUCCAGGCCUGACCACAGGGCUCUAGACCUCUCUUUGGUGAGACUUCCCUGGUUGGAGGGAGGCAGCAGAGAAGGGGUGCUCUCAGAGACGUGUCUUCAGAGGAAUGCGGUCCUGCGCCCCAGGCCUGUCCAGGGCAGGGGUGCAGCUGGCAUAGGAGGGAAGGUCGGACUCAAUCUCCUGAUCACAGUAAAGGCGAAUCACGUGGCAGUGCGGAGUUUCAGGCUUCUGUUGGCGUCGUGUCCCAGAGCCACUGUCGAAGUUAGGGCUUCUGUCCAGCUAGUCAGUGGUGUGGAAAGGUGUGUUCCCGUUUAUGGUCAGGAACCCGGCUCAGCAAACUCCCUUUCAAAGCAGUGUGACCUUGCAUCAGCCCAUAGCUUCUCUGGGCCUGUGUCCCCACCUGGAUUAGAUGGCCUGUAAUGUCCUGUCCAGCUCUAACUUUCCUCACAGCUGUGCUCACAACCCUGCGGGGCUGAAGUUUUCAGUUAAACUAACAACAACCGCAAAAAGGCUCUCGAAGCACAGUGUAUGAAUCAGAAGACUGUUGUCUGUCUGUGGAGCAGUGGGUGUUGCACUCACAAGCCUCUCUAUGGGUAAAGCCACAGUCUCUGGGUCUCAGUUUCCUUAGUAAAUAUGAUGGGUCCUUUUGAGUUGAGACAACCUGGAUUUGAUCCUGCUUUUCUUGAGUUUCAGUCCAGCCUCUGUGGUCACCCCAUCUCCAAGCCUUCACAUGAUCUCAGGAGCUCAGGGCAAGGGGAGGGAAAUGGCUUGCACAGAUCUGGGUCAUGACCCUCAACCCUUUGUGGCUCAUCACUGAAGCUGCCACCUCCUGCUUAGAGAAGCAGCGUCUAAAAACUGAAAUAAAGAUUCCUAAGGCUUGUCUCCUCUCUCAGUGGAGAGGAUGGUCUAUUGAUGCCUCAGUAGGACUGAUUUUCAGAGUAGUCAACGUCCAUGAUCCUUGGGGAGCCCAUUUGUCCUGGGGCAGUUGGAGAAGGCUUUGGAUGGGAAAAAAGUGAAGAGGAUGGUAGCUUGGGCCAGGGAAGCUGUCUGAACAAAGCAGUGGCGUGAGACUAAGUGGAUAAAAGGGUGGCUAGCUUCAUAAGAGGUGAGGCUGAGGGUCUUGAAUCCAGGCUAAAGACCUUAUCUCAGUGUAGCAAGGACCAAGACAGCAGGUGAGGACUUCUGGAAGGGGGAUCAGUUGAGCCAGGAUUGGGUAUAUGGGAUUUGGAAGGUGAACCCAGUAGCCACAGGAGAUGAGAGAAGAGACUUGGGCAGGGGUACAGGAGGGUGGCAGAGCCUCUAGGGAUUUCUGGUUUAUCCUCUGGGAUCAGCUCCAGGAAGUUUUGUUUCUGAAACGAAAACGAUCUCAUCUAGCCCAGGUCUGAGGAUGGAAGCUUUUUGCCUGUCCCUGGAGGCAGAUGACUGUCACUGGGUCUUGGCAUCCAAAAGCUGUAGACAUCACCACCUCCUCCAGGAAGCCUCCCCUGACUUUCCAAGGAGCAGGUCCACCCUGGAGUCAGAUUCUGUCAUGGCGGAGCCAGGCCCACCUCAGGCUUAGACCGGCUUUGACAAUAUUUCCUUAUUCAACUGACCGAAUUCCAUCAGCCUAGAGAAGGCAAGGAGAGUGUAUGUGGUCCCCUUCCCUGGACUGGUCUCAACCUAGUUGAGGAGACCAGCCUCAGUGACUGAACGCAGUUAGAAAAUAAGAGGGGAUCAAACUUGUAAGCUGUACCCUGCAUCUCCUAUGAGUGUGGGGUGUGCCCAACGCACCUGAGACCGAGGCGGAAGCCUCUCCCAGCUUGGCCUGGUCACCUUGCGGCUGAGAGCCCGAGGCUCUGCCUGUCCUUUCCAGGAAGGCCUCAUCCCUCUCCUCUCCCUCCUGUUUGCGAUCUCCAUUUCCCUGCUUCCUCACCUCCCCAGAGCAUAGUCCAGGGGCCUGGGCCCCCAUCCCUACUCCGCGGCAGCGGGCUGUACAGACUGCUUUCCAAACCAGCUAUUUUGUGACCUUUUGUGCUUAGAGGUCGUGCCAGCCCGUGGCAAAACCACUGUGUACUGUAUUUAUUUAUUCUGUUAGUUGAAAAAACAAGACUCAAAUGCCCCCUCUCCUGCCCCGCCCCCUGCGUAGUGCAGCAUGACACUUUGUCCUGUGUAUCCCUCUGUCUGUCUGUCUGACUUCCUGUGACGUUGUGACCUGUUUUUUGUCCUACUUGGCUAAUAAAGAGAA
This is a messenger RNA of Vicugna pacos (alpaca), 4448 nucleotides long. RefSeq names its product diencephalon/mesencephalon homeobox 1 (gene DMBX1). Gene Ontology annotation, molecular function: DNA-binding transcription factor activity, RNA polymerase II-specific; RNA polymerase II transcription regulatory region sequence-specific DNA binding. The record is from RefSeq and is a predicted model, not a curated record. Lineage: Eukaryota; Metazoa; Chordata; Mammalia; Artiodactyla; Camelidae. Gene Ontology annotation, biological process: regulation of transcription by RNA polymerase II.